CUUUUCCCCAAAGUUAACUACACAGAGGCAUCUAUUUUCAUCUUCUAUCAUAUAAAAUCAUCAAAUUAGGGUUUACAAAAUCAAAAUCCGAUGGCAGAUCUUGAAUAUCUGAAUUCAUUAUGUACAACUCACCCGGAGCUUUCGGACUGGUAUCAAACAAUUGCUGAUUUGUAUCAAAGGAAGCUUUGGCAUCAACUUACUAUUAAGCUUGAUCAAUUCAUUGCUCUCACUGUCUUUCAGGCUGGCGAUGCUCUCAUUCAACUAUAUCAUAAUUUCAUCACCAAAUUCGAGACCAAGAUCAACCUUCUCAAGCUUGCACAUUUUGCUGUUAUAGUAUCUCGACAGUAUGCAGAGAAAGAAGCUGCCAACAGUUACCUUGAAGGAGUGAUCGAGAAGCUUCGAGCUACAAAAGAGAUGCGUAUCGAGGAGCCAAUCCUUUAUAUUAAGAUGCAGAUAGCCAUGAAUAAUCUCGAGAAAGGAGAUCAAAAGGAGUGCAAGAAUCUCUUAGAGGAUGGGAAGAGUACCCUUGAUAGCAUGACUGACAUUGAUCCGUCCGUAUAUGCCAACUAUUAUUGGGUGUCAUCUCAGUACCACAAGUCUCGUCAGGAGUUUGCUGAGUUCUACAAGAACUCUUUACUUUAUUUAGCAUACACAUCUGUAGAGUCCCUGUCGAAUGCGUUUAAGCUGGAUCUUGCAUUUGAUCUGUCGCUGUCUGCUUUGCUCGGAGAAAACAUUUACAACUUUGGGGAACUACUUGCGAAUCCAGUAAUCAAAAGUUUGUUAGGGACAAAGGUUGAAUGGCUCUACUAUAUUCUUGAAGCAUUCAAUUCUGGAGAUCUUGUUCGCUAUCAAGAACUAUGUCGUGUUCAUGCUGCUUCUCUUAAUGCUCAGCCUGCAUUGGUGGAGAAUGAGAAGAAGCUUCUAGAAAAGAUUAACAUCCUCUGUUUGAUGGAAAUUAUCUUCAGCCGACCAUCAGAAGACAGAACUAUCCCAUUGAGCAUCAUUGCAGAGCGAACAAAGCUUACUGUUGAAGACGUUGAACAUCUUCUCAUGAAGAGUUUAUCUGUGCAUCUUAUAGAGGGAAUAAUUGAUCAAGUUGAGGGAACAGUUUACGUGUCAUGGGUGCAACCUAGAGUUUUGGGAAUAGCUCAAAUAAAAUCUUUGCGUGAUCGGCUGGACGGCUGGGUCGGCAAGGUCCAUACUGCUUUGACAUCCGUUGAAGCAGAAACACCUGAUCUAGUAGCAUCUUGAGUUUAUUUAUUUCUACAUGUCUCUUGUUUUGUAAAACGUUUUUAAUAGCUCAAAGAAUAGCCAGCGACUGUCGUUAAAGAUGAAGAUGUUAAUGUUGCACUUAUUUGGCUAUGUAAGAUGCUUAUUCAUUUUCAUUCUUUCAAA
Molecule: messenger RNA, 1395 nt
Organism: Erigeron canadensis
Lineage: Eukaryota; Viridiplantae; Streptophyta; Magnoliopsida; Asterales; Asteraceae
Product: 26S proteasome non-ATPase regulatory subunit 13 homolog B-like
Exons: 6
Coding region: 91-1251 (386 amino acids)
Biological process (GO): ubiquitin-dependent protein catabolic process
Cellular component (GO): nucleus; proteasome regulatory particle, lid subcomplex; cytosol
Molecular function (GO): structural molecule activity
Source: RefSeq, a predicted model, not a curated record